Molecule: messenger RNA, 2099 nt
Organism: Pyrus x bretschneideri (Chinese white pear)
Lineage: Eukaryota; Viridiplantae; Streptophyta; Magnoliopsida; Rosales; Rosaceae
Exons: 6
Coding region: 538-1164 (208 amino acids)
Molecular function (GO): mRNA binding
Source: RefSeq, a predicted model, not a curated record
UUUGGGGAUGUAGGUGUGCAGAGAGGGAUGAGAGAGAGAGGAGAGAGAGGUCCCACAAUUUUAUAUAAAAAAAUAUUUUAAUUUUUAAUUUUUAAUAUUUAAUUAUUUUUUAAUCCAAUUGAAUUAGUGAGUGGACCCCGUCUCUAGCCACUUCAGUACUUAACAAAGAAAUUAACAGAAAAACUAACGGAGGUUUGAUAUUGGCACAAAUUCGUAAAAUGAGGUAUAAUAUUGUCAUUUUUAAAAAUAAGGUAUGAAAGUGUCGUUUAACUCAACUAACCAUAGUUGAGGUAGUUUUUUGUAUCUGAUAAUCAGAUUUAAUCCAAUAAAAAUGUACUCACCACCUUGCCGUCGGGAUAGUGUAAUCCGGUCCAAACUGAUCGGUCUAGAGGCCCACUGACGGGCAUCCCGACCAUUACAAGCCAAAACUACGGCGUUUCGACCUGGAAUGCUCCAAUUCGGUACUGCAAACUUGCGAAGUACAAACCAAACCAAACCAAACGCAAAGGGGGGUACCAGGUGGUAGAAGAAGAAGACAUGCGCGAUCCGUACCGUAUAUACUUCACCCCGCCCCAAUUAGACAGUGUUGCAAGGCCAAGCUUUCCUGGCUACUUGUCGUCGGAAACACCCUCAUUGCUAUUCAACCCAACGAUUCCUUCUACCGAUACGCAGCGGAGUUAUGCUUCCGAUUUUCUGCACAGAGAUGAAUUGUGGUACUUGAUCUGCUUGCAGAUAAGAUCAAUGACCACUGGAGCAUAUGCUGUAGAUGAUGCUAUGGGUCUUCGGUCUUGUCCUGAACCGGUUCUUGGUGCAACAGCAAGAGCUAGCACAAAGGGUUAUUCAUUGCUUUUAGAAGUUCUGAGUUUGAUAAGCAAGAGACUGGAAGUUGCUGCAGUAAGCAUUAGUCCAAAUCUUCCUGCAGACAUAAGUUUAGAAAAGCCAGCUGGCUCUUCGAGAAAUGCUGAUGUUCUUCCUGUGAAAGGGGAAUCAAAUGUUUUGUUUGUCGAUGGACUUCCCACUGACUCUACCCGAAGAGAAGUAGGCCAUAUAUUCCGUCCAUUUAUUGGCUUUAAAGAAAUCAAAGUCAUUCACAAGGAGCCUAGACGUGUAAGCCUUCUUAUCUUUCUACUUCUGUUGAGUAACCUUCAUAGACCUCAUUGCUGACAGGAUAUGUGUGAUCUAGCAGCUACUUUUUUCAUUGAGGGGCACACAGUUAUUUGUUGUUAUUUCUAUCAACGUCCUCGUACUUUACUUUUGUUUGAGCUUCUCUCUGUGUUUGCUAGACCUUUACAUGAGCUGCAGAGUGGAGAUAAGGCUAUGGUUCUGUGCUUUGUAGAGUUCGCUGAUGCGAAGUGUGCUCUGACUGCUAUGGAAGCUCUUCAAGGUUACAAGUUUGAUAACAAGAAACCAGAGUCCCCUGCCUUGAAGAUCCAUUUUGCACAUUUUCCAUUCAGUCUUCCAGGUGACGGCAAUGAACAUAGAAAUGGAAUCCCGCAGGUGACGAAAAAUGGCUGAGAUGAAGUCUGCGGCUUGCUGGAGCCUGUUUCGUGAUGUUUUCGGAGAAAACAACCUACAAAGUUGGUGCGAAGCGGGGGAGAAUCUUGCAUACAGCCAGGGAUGCGACGAUGCAUUAUAGGAAUUCUCCCUGGAACGAGACAUGAGAUAAACCGCGGUGUGGGGCUAUUGAACUAGGGCAGUUCUCAAGGCUGGGAAUCAGUGAGGUCGGAAAGUACUAAAAUAUAGAUGUUCUCACACUUUUGUGACAGGUCUCGAACGAAUAGAGUGGUCAGACAACCUUACUAAAGUUUUUUCUUGUGAGACAGGUCAUCCAGUGAAAAGAGUUCACAUUACGGCCGUUUUCGGCCACCAAAUACGAAAAGAGAGUAUACUGAACUCAUGAUGCAAGAUACAAGGAUGGAAAAUCACGCAAAAUAAAUAAUUUAUGUUCUCCUAUUUGGGAGUGUAAUCUCAUGCUACAAUUCUGUGUUCUUGAUGUAUAUAACUUAGCCUAUAAAAAGACUACUACAAAAUACAAUUCAUCCAUUUGUGUAGAGGGGCAAAGUAUGCCUUUUACAGAGAGCCCUUACACACAAAUUACA